GCACUCACUCACACUCACUCACACACGCCCACAGACACACACACACACACACACUCCCAGCGAGCUGUCAGUCCUCCGCUCCACGCUGCUCCAUCUGCGCGUCCUGUGCGCAGCGCGGUGCCUCCUGCUCGGCGCGUCCCAGCCUCGCGCACCGCUCUCCUCUCCGGAGCUCCAGGGCCGAGCCCGCGGCCCCCGUGUCGGUCCGGUACCAGGACCAGGACCAGGACCAGAACCAGGACCAUGGCCUCCCAGGCGAUCGAGCUGAUGCAGCUGUCGGACGAGCAGGUCAAAGUGCUGGAGGACUGUUUCAAGGGUUGUCGCUAUCCGGACGGGACGACGCUCAUGCUGGUGGCGGCAGAGUGCGGACUGUCAGAGGACGACACACUAAUCUGGUUCAAGCAGCGGAACGCGAAGUGGCGGAAGGCGGAGGGUCUUCCCGCCGAACACGGCUCGGUGCUGGACUGAGACGUCCCGACCCCGUUGACCUCGGACAAGAAGACCUCCCCUCCUCUUCCUCGCUCCCCUCUUCCUCGCGUCCAUCCCUCUUUUUUGUACCCAUGAAGCUCUUUUAACUUACAGAAUGUGAAGGUGUUUGUUUGUUGUUGCCAACUAUAUAACCGCCAUGUUUACAGAAAUAAACAUUAUUGUUAUUAUAAGUUAAA
This is a messenger RNA of Hippoglossus stenolepis (Pacific halibut), 662 nucleotides long. RefSeq names its product HOP homeobox (gene hopx). The transcript is spliced from 2 exons. Gene Ontology annotation, molecular function: DNA binding. NCBI's taxonomy places the organism in Eukaryota, Metazoa, Chordata, Actinopteri, Pleuronectiformes, Pleuronectidae. Bases 241 to 465 code for a protein of 74 amino acids. The record is from RefSeq and is a predicted model, not a curated record. Gene Ontology annotation, cellular component: nucleus. Gene Ontology annotation, biological process: cell differentiation; regulation of transcription by RNA polymerase II.